AACUACCACAAACCCAACAUGUGUUCCAAGGUUCCCGUGGCAUUCCUGCUGCUGGGUGUGGCCGUGGUCUUCUCGGCCCCGCCUCCUCCGUACCACGCUACCGAGGCACCGGUCCAGUAUGAGUACCAGUACGCCGUCUCGGACGAAUACGCUGGGCUCGAUUACGGCCAGACGGAGAGCCGAAACGGCUACGAGACGACCGGCUCGUACCACGUGCUGCUACCCGACGGCCGCGUGCAGCGGGUACAGUACAGCGUGGUCGGCGAUCAGGGGUACGACGCCGAUGUCACCUACGAGGGUGAAGCCAAGGAGUACCAGCCCGCUCCCAAGUACGAGAAGCCGGCGCCCUCUUACCACCACGCGCCCGUGUACCACCCCAGGCCGUCGUACCACGCCGCUCCCGUGUACCACCAAGUGCCUGCGUACGGUGCUCGGCAUUAUGGCGGCGCCCGGGCCCGCACGUACAACCUGCAGAAGGCGACCGAAGCGCCCCUGGCGGAAGCCGAGGAAGCUGCAGUUGAGGAGCCGGCCGCCGUUGAGGAGGCGGAGGAGGUAGCGGAGGAGGUGGAGGAGGAGGUCGCUGAGGUCGAGGAGGCCGAACCAGAGGUGGAAUCUGUCGCCGAGGGUGGCGAGAAGGCUUAUCAACAGGACGCCAAAUAGAGCAUCCCAUAGUGGAGUGUUCGUCCGAGACGGCGUCAUGUCAACUGUUUUUAUUUUGUGCGAAAUAUAAAAAAUGGAAUAUGA
Pollicipes pollicipes is the source of this 744-nucleotide messenger RNA. RefSeq names its product cuticle protein 7. Lineage: Eukaryota; Metazoa; Arthropoda; Thecostraca; Pollicipedomorpha; Pollicipedidae. Gene Ontology annotation, cellular component: extracellular matrix. The coding region runs from base 19 to 660 and encodes 213 amino acids. The record is from RefSeq and is a predicted model, not a curated record. The transcript has 2 exons.